Fundulus heteroclitus (mummichog) is the source of this 4481-nucleotide messenger RNA. RefSeq names its product zinc finger protein 239-like. Gene Ontology annotation, molecular function: RNA polymerase II cis-regulatory region sequence-specific DNA binding; DNA-binding transcription factor activity, RNA polymerase II-specific. Lineage: Eukaryota; Metazoa; Chordata; Actinopteri; Cyprinodontiformes; Fundulidae. The coding region runs from base 92 to 4372 and encodes 1426 amino acids. The record is from RefSeq and is a predicted model, not a curated record. Gene Ontology annotation, biological process: regulation of transcription by RNA polymerase II. Gene Ontology annotation, cellular component: nucleus. The transcript has 7 exons.
GGAAGUAAACCUAUAAUGCUCUAGCAUCACUGUGCAGGAAGACGGUUGUGUUUUCGUUUCUCGGCUGAAUCUCUGCGUAGUUUCAGCAACAAUGUCUUCAGUUCAGCAUCUGAGAGAGUUUAUCAGAGAGCGACUAACUGCUGCUGCUGAAGAAAUCUUCUCAGAGGUUGAGAAAACCAUCGUCCGCUACGAGGAAGACGCCAGACUGCUGGAAAGCUGUCUCCCCAGAAUCGACCUCCACAAGCCACAUGUCUCCAUGGAGGAGGAAGCUUCUGCCAUCCAACAGCUCCGCAACCAGAGGAGAAGGUCCAGUCAUGACCAGGAGGAAGCAGAACAUCAGUGGUCUGUAGAGGAACAGAUGGAACCAGAUCCUUCUCUGACUGAAGAAGAGAGGGAACCAGAACCUCUACUUAUUAAAGAGGAAAUUGAGGAACCAGAUCCUCUGCUGAUUAAAGAAGAAAAUAUGGAGCCUGAGUUUUUAUGGGUUAAAGAGGAACAGAUGGAACCAGAUCCUCCUCUGACUGAAGAAGAGGGGGUAUCAGGACCUUCAUGGAUUAAAGAGGAAAUGGAAGAACCAGAACUUUGGCUGACUGAAGAACAGGGAGAACCAGGACCUUCAUGGAUUAAAGAGGAACAGAUGGAACCAGAACCUCUACUGAUUAAAGAGGAAGUUGAAAAACCGGAUCCUCUGCCGGUUAAAGUAGAAAAUGUGGAGCCCGAGUCUUCAUCGAUUAAAGAGGAACAAAGAGAACAGGAACCACUGAUUGAAGAAGUAAAGGAAAAACAUGAUUCUUCAAAGCUUGAACAUGAACAACAGGAUCCUGAACAUUUACCAACUUCUUCCUGUCAACAGCUCUGCAACCAGAGGAGAAGGUCCAGUCAAGACCAGGAGGAAGCAGAACCUCAGUGGUCUGAAGAGGAACAGAUGGAAGCAGAUCCUCCUCUGAUUGAAGAACAGGGAGAACCAGGACAUUCACUGAUUAAAGAAGAAAAUAAAAGGCCAGAUUCUUCAAGGCUUAAACAUGAACAGCAGGAUCCUGAACAUUUACCAACUAGAAGGGAUCAGGAGGAUGUCUGCAGCAGUCAGGAGGGAGAGCAGCUUGUCCAGAAGCAGUCUGUUGCUCUAAUGGAGACCUUUACCCUUCAGGAACAUGAAGGAGAACCAAGAACUGAGCAGCUUUCCUUUCAUAUCUCUCCUGUAGUUCAGACCAAAGACCAGGAAGGAAGCAGCUCCACUGGGUCAGAGAGUCAGUCUCAUACUGACACUAAGAAAGGGUCAUUCAAAUGUGACGUUUGUGGAAAGUCUUGGAAGAAGAAAAGUCAGUUGAAAAAGCAUUACAAAACCCACAAAGACCUCCAAAAGCCACAUGUCUCCAUGGAGGAGGAAGCUUCUUCCAUCCAACAUCUCUGCAACCAGGGGAGAAGGUCCAGUCAUGACCAGGAGGAAGCAGAACCUCAGUGGUCUGAAGAGGAACAGAUGGAACCAGAACCUCCUCUGACUGAAGAACAGGGGGAACCAAGACACUCACUGACUAAAGAAGAAAAUGAAAAGCCAGAUUCUCCAAGGCUUAAACAUGAACAACAGGAUCCUGAACAUUUACCAACUAGAAGGGAGCAGAAGGAUGUCUGCAGCAGUCAGGAGGGAGAGCAGCUUGUCCAGAAGCAGUCUGUUGCUCUAAUGGAGACCUUUACCCCUCAGGAACAUGAAGGAGAACCAAGAACUGAGCAGCUUUCCUUUCAUUUGUCUCCUGUAGUUCAGACCAAAGACCAGGAAGGAAGCAGCUCCACUGGGUCAGAGAGUCAGUCUCACACUGACACUAAGAAAGGGUCAUUCAAAUGUGACGUUUGUGGAAAGACUUGGAAGAAGAAAAGUCAGUUGAAAAAUCAUUACAGAACCCACAAAGACCUCCAAAAGCCACAUGUCUCCAUGGAGGAGGAAGCUUCUUCCAUCCAACAGCUCUGCAACCAGGGGAGAAGGUCCAGUCAUGACCAGGAGGAAGCAGAACCUCAGUGGUCUGAAGAGGAACAGAUGGAACCAGAACCUCCUCUGACUGAAGAAACGGGGGAACCAGGGCACUCACUGACUAAAGAAGAAAAUGAAAAGCCAGAUUCUCCAAGGCUUAAACAUGAACAACAGGAUCCUGAACAUUUACCAACUAGAAUGGAGCAGGAGGAUGUCUGCAGCAGUCAGGAGGGAGAGCAGCUUGUCCAGAAGCAGUCUGUUGCUCUAAUGGAGACCUUUACCCUUCAGGAACAUGAAGGAGAACCAAGAACUGAGCAGCUUUCCUUUCAUAUCUCUCCUGUAGUUCAGUCCAAAGACCAGGAAGGAAGCAGCUCCACUGGGUCAGAGAACCUCCAAAAGCCACAUGUCUCCAUGGAGGAAGAAGCUUCUGCCAUCCAACAUCUCUGCAACCAGCGGAGAAGGUCCAGUCAUGACCAGGAGGAAGCAGAAUGUCGGUGGACUGAAGAGGAACAGAUGGAACCAGAUCCUCCUCUGACUGAAGAACCGGGGGAAUUAUUACCUCCAUUGAUUAAAGAGGAAAAGGAGGAACCAGAACCUCCACUAAUUAAAGUAGAAAAUGUGGAGCCUGAGUCUUCAUGGACUAAAGAGGAACAAAGGGAACCACAGCCAUUGAUUGAAGAACCAGAGAACCCAGAAGUUCCACUGAUUGAGGAAGAAAAGGAGGAACCAGAUUUUUCGAGGCUCAAACAUGAACAGCAGGAUCCUGAACAUUUACCAACUAGAAGGGAUCAGGAGGAUGUAUGCAGCAGUCAGGGGGGAGAGCAGCUUGUCCAGAAGCAGUCUGUUGCUCUAAUGGAGACCUUUACCCUUCAGGAACAUGAAGGAGAACCAAGAACUGAGCAGCUUUCCUUUCAUAUCUCUCCUGUAGUUCAGACCAAAGACCAGAAAGGAAGCAGCUCCACUGGGUCAGAGAGUCAGUCUCAUACUGACACUAAGAAAAAGUCUUUAAAAUGUGACGUUUGUGGAAAGUCUUGGAAGAAGAAAAGUCAGUUGAAAAUGCAUUACAGAACCCACAGAGGAGGUGGUGGAUGUGUUAGUCCAGGUCUAGGAGGAGAUCCCUCAGGGGAACAUCCUCCACCUCAUCAGGAGCUGCCCAGGUUUUGUAUGGAGGUCACACAGGAACGUGGAGACCUCCAGAAGCCACAUGUCUCCAUGGAGGAGGAAGCUUCUUCCAUCCAGCAGCUCUGCAACCAGAGGAGAAGGUCCAGUCAUGACCAGGAGGAAGCAGAACCUCAGUGGUCUGAAGAGGAACAGAUGGAACUAGAUCCUCCUCUGACUGAAGAACAGGGGGAACCAGAACCUCCACUGAUUAAAGAAGAACAUGUGGAGCCUGAGUCUUCAUUGGUUAAAGAGGAACAAAUGGAACCAGAACCACUAAAUGAAGAGCAAGAAGACCCAGCACUUCCACUGACUGAGGAAGAAAAGGAGGAACCAGAGAAUUUCGCAACUAGACAGGAGGAGAAGGAUCUCUGCAGCAGUCAGGAGGGAGAGCAGCUUGUCCAGAAGCAGUCUGUUGCUCUAAUGGAGACCUUUACUCUUCAGGAACAUGAAGGAGAACCAAGAACUGAGCAGCUUUCCUUUCAUAUCUCUCCUGUAGUUCAGACCAAAGACCAGGAAGGAAGUAGCUCCACUGGGCCAGAGAGUCAGUCUUUCACUGACACUAAGAAAAUGUCUUUAAGAUGUGAUGUUUGUGGAAAUUCUUGGAAGAACAAAAGUGAAUUGGAAAAUCAUUACAGAACCCACACUGACAAGAAGCGUUUUGCUUGUCAGACAUGUGGUAAAUGUUUCAAUCGAGUGAGUGCUUUAAAUGUUCACAAGAGGACCCAUACAGGUGAGAGACCAUUUCCUUGUCUGACAUGUGGAAAACAUUUCACUCGACUGGGUGCUUUAAAAGUUCACACCAGAAGCCACACAGGGGAGAGGCCUUUUUCUUGUCAGACAUGUGGAAAACAUUUUACCCAACUGUGUGCUUUAAAAGCUCACACCAGAAUCCACACAGGGGAGAGGCCUUUUUCUUGUCAGACAUGUGAUAAAAGUUUCAAUCAAGUGGGUGCUUUAAAUGCACACAAGAGAACCCACACAGGUGAGAGGCCUUUUACUUGUCAGACAUGUAGAAAAAGUUUCACUCAACUGGGUGCUUUAAAUGCACACAAGAGUACCCACACAGGUGAGACUCCUUUUACUUGUCAGGCAUGUGGAAAAUGUUUCUCUCAACUGGGUCAUUUAAAAAUUCACAGGAGAACCCACACAUGUGAGAGACCAUUUUUAUGUGUAAUAUGUGGGCGAAGCUUCGCAGCAGGUCGCAGUUUAAAUAUUCACAUGAAACAAAUACACAAAAUUGAGAGGUAAUUAUUUUUGGACAAACAAAUAUUUAAAUAGCUCAUCAAAUAAAAAUUUUGUGCAUUUUUUUUUUAAAAUACUUUUGUCAACUCAUCAAAUAAAAGUGGACCAUCCACCA